This is a messenger RNA of Neomonachus schauinslandi (Hawaiian monk seal), 1773 nucleotides long. It is a transcript of the gene KCNAB2, whose product is annotated as potassium voltage-gated channel subfamily A regulatory beta subunit 2. The transcript is spliced from 16 exons. The record is from RefSeq and is a predicted model, not a curated record. The coding region runs from base 191 to 1294 and encodes 367 amino acids. Gene Ontology annotation, molecular function: transmembrane transporter binding; voltage-gated potassium channel activity; potassium channel regulator activity. Gene Ontology annotation, biological process: regulation of potassium ion transmembrane transport; transmembrane transport; regulation of action potential. Gene Ontology annotation, cellular component: membrane; juxtaparanode region of axon; voltage-gated potassium channel complex. NCBI's taxonomy places the organism in Eukaryota, Metazoa, Chordata, Mammalia, Carnivora, Phocidae.
CCGGGCGUCCCACGAGGUGAAGAUGCUGCAGGCGGAACCUGGCGGAGCGAGCGGGAUUCGGGGGCGCUAAAGUCGCCGGGGCAGGGCGGGAAGGAAGAUCCGGAGCGGGGCACAGGAUUCGGAGCUGGAGCCCCCCAGAAUCUUCCCUCCGUGAAGAAGAGAGCAGGUCAGGACCAGUGAGGCCGGCUCCAUGUAUCCGGAAUCGACAACAGGCUCCCCAGCUCGACUCUCUCUGCGACAGACGGGCUCCCCCGGCAUGAUCUACAGUACUCGGUAUGGGAGCCCCAAAAGACAGCUGCAGUUUUACAGGAACUUGGGCAAGUCGGGACUGCGGGUCUCCUGUCUGGGGCUUGGAACAUGGGUGACCUUCGGAGGCCAGAUCACCGAUGAGAUGGCAGAGCAGCUAAUGACCUUGGCCUAUGACAAUGGCAUCAACCUCUUCGAUACUGCAGAAGUGUACGCGGCGGGCAAGGCUGAAGUGGUAUUAGGAAACAUCAUCAAGAAGAAGGGAUGGAGACGGUCCAGCCUGGUCAUCACCACCAAGAUCUUCUGGGGAGGAAAAGCGGAGACAGAGAGGGGCCUUUCCAGGAAGCACAUCAUAGAAGGUCUGAAGGCCUCCCUGGAGCGGCUGCAGUUGGAGUACGUGGACGUGGUGUUUGCCAACCGCCCAGACCCCAACACGCCCAUGGAAGAGACGGUGCGCGCCAUGACCCACGUCAUUAACCAGGGGAUGGCCAUGUACUGGGGCACGUCGCGCUGGAGCUCCAUGGAGAUCAUGGAGGCCUACUCCGUGGCCCGGCAGUUCAACCUGAUCCCGCCCAUCUGCGAGCAGGCCGAGUACCACAUGUUCCAGCGCGAGAAGGUGGAGGUACAGCUGCCCGAGCUCUUCCACAAGAUAGGAGUGGGUGCCAUGACCUGGUCCCCUCUGGCCUGCGGCAUCGUUUCCGGAAAGUACGACAGUGGCAUCCCGCCCUACUCGAGAGCCUCCCUGAAGGGCUACCAGUGGCUGAGGGACAAGAUCCUGAGUGAGGAGGGCCGGCGCCAGCAGGCCAAGCUGAAGGAGCUGCAGGCCAUCGCCGAGCGGCUGGGCUGCACCCUCCCCCAGCUAGCCAUAGCCUGGUGCCUGAGGAACGAGGGAGUCAGCUCCGUGCUCCUGGGGGCUUCCAGUGCAGACCAGCUAAUGGAGAACAUCGGAGCAAUACAGGUCCUUCCGAAACUGUCGUCUUCCAUUAUCCAUGAGAUUGAUAGUAUUUUGGGCAAUAAACCCUACAGCAAAAAGGACUACAGAUCCUAAGAAGCCCCCGGCCGCUUGCCCGGACACUUUCCGUUUCCCUCCUAGUCUCUCUUGUUCGCUCGCUUAAGCUGUUUUGAAGCCAUGUCAGGGGUGUGGUUUGCAUCAAAAAGAAAACAUCACAGCGAGAUGUCGUCGGGGAAAAGAUCUCAAAAGUUGCUGCAAGACACCAUUCGCUGCUUCGCGGGACCGAACUCAGAUCUGUGCCGGGGAGACCGCGUUGACGGGGCAGGAUGUUGGAGCCGUCCCCUCUGAGCCCACCUGCAGCCUCUGCUCGCCCUCCAGGAAGAAAGCACCACGGCUGCUCCCGGCCUCGGCCCUUCCCAGAGACGCCUCCAGUUCAGGCCAGGCCGAGACCCAGUUGGGUCCUGGGGGCAGCAGGGCUAGCCUCUCCUCUGCUGAGGACCCCCACCUGGUGUCAGGGGUGGGAAAGAGGAAACCAGGCCUGGCUCUUCCCGUGGCCCCCUCUGCUGGGAGUCCCC